AUGAGUUGGCAACUGAACUUCAAGACUGGUGGUGACAAGAGCAACUUCAGCGUGCAUUCUGCAGUGCUGCCGAGGAAGACGGUGGGCAACGUGGCCUCUUACCACACCAUUGGCCACGGGCCGGGGGCUGGCUUUGGCAGUCGGAGCCUCUACAGUCUCGGAGGGAAUCGGCGUAUUUCUCUUAAUGUGGCUGGCAGUGGCGUUCGGGCUGGAGGGUACGGCUUUGGGCAUGGCUCUGCGUAUGGAGGGGGCCGGGCCAGCGGCUUUGCUGGAAGUAUGUUUGGCAGUGUGGCCUUGGGGCCCUCGUGUGCCUCCGCAUGCCUGCCAGGGGGCAUCCACCAGGUCACUGUCAACAAGAACCUCCUGGCCCCCCUCAAUGUGGAACUGGACCCUGAAAUUCAGAAAGUGCGCACCCAGGAGCGGGAGCAGAUCAAGGCUCUGAACGACAAGUUCGCCUCCUUCAUCGACAAGGUGCGGUUCCUGGAGCAGCAGAACCAGGUGCUGGAGACCAAGUGGGAGCUGCUGCAGCAGCUGGACCUGAACAACUGCAGGAAGAACCUGGAGCCCAUUUAUGAGGGCCACAUCAGCAGCCUGCGGAAGCAGCUGGAGACACUGUCCGGGGACAGGGUGAGACUGGACUCGGAGCUGCGGAACAUGCGGGACGUGGUGGAGGACUACAAGAAGAGGUACGAGGUGGAGAUUAACCGGCGCACUGCAGCAGAAAAUGAGUUUGUGGUGCUCAAGAAGGAUGCAGAUGCAGCCUACACAGUCAAGGUGGAGCUGCAGGCCAAAGUGGACUCUCUGGACAAGGACAUCAAGUUCCUGAAAUGUCUGUAUGAUGCGGAAAUCGCCCAGAUCCAGACUCAUGCCAGUGAGACCUCUGUCAUCCUGUCUAUGGACAACAACCGGGACCUGGACCUGGACAGCAUCAUUGCUGAGGUCCGUGCCCACUAUGAGGACAUCGCCCUGAAGAGCAAGGCUGAGGCCGAGGCCCUGUACCAGACCAAGAUCCAGGAGCUGCAACUGGCAGCUGGCAAGCAUGGAGAUGACCUCAAACACACCAGGAAUGAGAUGUCAGAGCUGAACCGACUCAUCCAGAGGAUCCGCUGUGAUAUCACCAAUGUGAAGAAGCAGUGCUCUAACCUGGAGACGGCCAUUGCUGAUGCUGAGCAGCGAGGGGACAGUGCCCUGAAGGACGCCCAGGCCAAGCUGGACGAGCUGGAGGGCGCCCUGCACCAGGCCAAGGAUGAGCUGGCCCGGAUGAUGCGCGACUACCAGGAGCUCAUGAGCCUGAAGCUGUCGCUGGACAUUGAGAUCGCCACCUACCGCAAGCUGCUGGAGGGCGAGGAGUGCAGGAUGUCUGGGGAGAAUCCGUCCUCUGUUAGUAUCUCUGUCAUCAGUAGCAGCAGUUAUGGUUACUAUGGUUACCACCCCAGCUCCAUGAAUGCUGACCUGGGAACCAGUGGUGCCAGCAGCACCCGGAGCAGCCAGACCAAGACCCAAGGGGCACGAGCAGGAGACCUCAAGGACUCCCAGGGCAAGAGCACCCCAGCCAGCACCCCAGCCAAGAAGACUACCCGAUAAGCCCACUGCCCUGCUCACCUCAGCACCUAGAAGAAAGGAUGCCUUGGCCAGAGCCAAAGAUGCCUGCCAACCUGAAUCCUCCCUCUCCAAGUUCUAGAACUGUCUAUAGUAACCCAACUACCCACAUCACACCUUGUCUUACUUUCAAGUUCUGAUCAAUGGUCACCCUCCCUGUGUCAGUAGGUCCUGUGCAGACUUGGUGACUUCUCAUUUUCCUUACUGCCUUCAGCUGGAAGGAGGCUUUGGAAACAAAAGGCACAAUCACCCUGUGGCUC
Molecule: messenger RNA, 1859 nt
Organism: Sciurus carolinensis (gray squirrel)
Lineage: Eukaryota; Metazoa; Chordata; Mammalia; Rodentia; Sciuridae
Gene: Krt74
Product: keratin 74
Exons: 9
Coding region: 1-1584 (527 amino acids)
Biological process (GO): keratinization; intermediate filament organization
Cellular component (GO): keratin filament
Molecular function (GO): structural constituent of skin epidermis
Source: RefSeq, a predicted model, not a curated record